UUUUUUUUUUUUUUUUUUUUUUUGGUCUUUUCUUUCUCCUUCCUUACACCUUCCUCCUCACAACUGCUCCAUCUUCUACUCCUUACUCCAUCUUCCACACUUUCCCCACAAUUGUGAUCAUCAAUUUGAUUUUGGAUUUCAUCUCACAUUAAAGCUUAAGUAUUAAAUACUUGGGCUACAGUGAAAAUGGCAAACAAAGCAUUCAGAAUAUGUAGUAGUGUGGCUGAAGCAUUGAGUUACAUGCCAUUUUCGCUGCAAUACAUUGAGCCAACACAAUAACGAGUUUCCUACUGUCUUCCCCAGCAAAGGUGGACUUGAGAUCAUCAAACAUAUAUGGCCACCCCGACAAGAAGCAGGGCCUUAGAGGGCUAGAAUGCGCCUUAAAAGAGAUCGAGGAGCAGUUGAAUUUUAUAUGCAGAACUCAUCAAUUACCUCUAGCUCAGACAUGGCUACCUAUCCUUGACGGAAGCAAUGUUGAAAGAUUCAAGACCGCAGAGGAACAAUUUUGCAUAUGUACAUCAGAAGGCUAUGAGUUCAGAGCUGCUUGUGAUAUGUUUCACUUAGGGAAGAGUCAGGGGGUUGUUGGUAAGGCCUUUUUAACCCGUAGUUCAUGCUUCUGCAGUGACAUCACACAGUUAAGCAUGACUGAGUACCCCUUGGCACAAUGGCACAUGUGGCACACAGAGUUGGAUUACAUAGCUCGUUUGCUAUAUGUUCGCAGAGUUCCUACAAAGGGGACUAUGUAUACCUAUUGGAGUUCUUUUUACCCCAAGAUAACAAGUCAGAUUUCAGGAGUCCACAAACCAUGUUGAAUAUGUUAUUGGCCUCGAUGAAGCGACAAUUUCGAAGUUUCAAGCUUGCUUCUGGACAAAAACUGGGAGACAAACUAUCUGUUGAAAUUUUACCUGUUCCUUCAGAUGAUGGACUCAACUCUUUUGAGAUAUGCCAUAGUGUGAAAUCUUUAUCUGAUAUUGAAGCAGUAGCACGCCCGGGAAAAAUAGAGUGGUUUGACCCAUCAAACAGAUUACCGAAAAGUGGAAAUACAGUAAAUAUCUAUCCUGAAAAUAUUGAUCUAACAACAUCAUCAAGAACUACUAACACUACAACAAAACUAAAAAAUGUGAGGGUGCUAAGUAAUAGAGUUGUUUCCAAUAGCUCUGAGGGAGAAAGCAUGAUGAAAAUAUCCGAAGGACACCACAGAAUUAACAAUGUAGUGCUUCAGCAAUCAGUUGGUGCACAAGUCAAUGGCACUGAAACCACUCUUGUGAUCAGCUUGAAUCUGCCAAGGUUGCUGAUAGCCAUUGUGAAGAAUCCAGUGGAGGUGACCAGUUAUGUCAUGACACCACAACUUCCUUGACUCAUGCUGCAAAGCCUACCACACAAGCUGCGGGAGUGCAGAAUGAAAUCAUCAUUCCAAGAAAAUGUCCAAAUUUUCUAUUCUCUGGGGUUCGUGGUGAUGAGCUAGAAAGGUUAGCCAAGGUGUCAGCUUUAUGAUCGUGAGGAGCUCCAGGAAUUUUUGCAGAAGUUACCAGAGCAUCAACGGUGCGAUGCCGUGAGUUCAAUGGUGUAUGAGGCUAAUGCUAGAGUGAGGGAUCCUGUUUAUGGUUGUGUUGGAGCUAUAGCAUCUUUGCAGAACCAAGUUAGCCUUCUCCAAAUGCCCAAGUUAGCCUUCUCCAAAUGCAACUGGCAGUUGCUCAAGCUGAAGUGGUGUGCAUGCAGAUAAGUAUGGACAUGGCAGAUCCAACACUUAAUUCUUCCUUCCUUGUUUCUUGCAAAAAUGUAAAAAUAGCACGGCCUAGCCAGUUUUCGGACUGGUCAUGCAAAAAUAGCCAGCGUUUACC
Nicotiana attenuata is the source of this 1841-nucleotide messenger RNA. RefSeq lists its product as uncharacterized. Lineage: Eukaryota; Viridiplantae; Streptophyta; Magnoliopsida; Solanales; Solanaceae. The transcript has 5 exons. The coding region runs from base 665 to 1357 and encodes 230 amino acids. The record is from RefSeq and is a predicted model, not a curated record. Gene Ontology annotation, molecular function: DNA-binding transcription factor activity.